AUGCCUCAGCUAUCCAUUACUCCACCAUGCCUCAGCUAUCCAUUAAUCCACCAUGCCUCAGCUAUCCAUUACUCCACCAUGCCUCAGGUAUCCAUUACUCCCACCAUGACCAUCCAUUACCCACCAUACCUCAGCUAUCCAUUACUCCACCAUGCCUCAGGUAUCCAUUAUUCCACCAUGCCUUGCUAUCCAUUAAUCCACUAUGCCUCAGCUAUCCAUUACUCCACCAUGCCUCAGGUAUUCAUUAAUCCACCAUGCCCCAGGUAUCCAUAUCCACCAUGCCCUUCAGCUAUCCAUUACUCCACCAUGGCUCAGCUAUCCAUUAUCCACUGUGACUCAGCCAUCCAUCCACCACUAUGGGUCCUCAGCUAUCCAUUACUCCACCAUGCCUCAGCUAUCCAUUACUCCACCAUGCCUCAGGUAUCCAUUAAUCCACCAUGCCUCAGGUAUUCAUUACUCCACCAUGCCUCAAGUAUCAUUAACUCCAACCCAUGCCUCAUGGAUCCAUCCAUUAAGCCACCAUUACUCCACCAUCCAUAA
Messenger RNA from Acanthosepion pharaonis, 540 nucleotides. The record is from the annotation of a GenBank genome assembly. NCBI's taxonomy places the organism in Eukaryota, Metazoa, Mollusca, Cephalopoda, Sepiida, Sepiidae.